AGAACUGCACUGAAUAUGCAGAUGAGAAAGCGACUUAAAGCUCAGGAGGCCACUUCAGACAUCUUCUGAAACAUCACUAUCAUCAGGUCUACAGUGCAGUCAACAUGAAGACUCUCAGCCUGACGGCGGGACUGCUGCUUAUGGUGUUUGCAGUUUACCCCAGCGAUGCCUCUAAGGCAGUGAAUGCACCUGACCUUUGCUGUUUUCACUUCUUUGACAAACGGAUCCCAAAGGCGAACAUCGUGUCCAUCGUGAAAACUCACAGACAAUGCUCCACACCAGCAUUUGUGAUCGAGACACCCAGAACGCUUUUCUGUGUGAAGCAGACUGUGAAGUGGGCAAUGGAACAAUUUGUUAAAGAAGAGAGAGCGAAAAUUGAACCAAUGCUACAAUUAACACUUCAAAAAUCACAAAAUGCUUUCACUCCAUGAAGUUACUUUGUAAACUGUUGCUGGAAUUUUAACCCCUUUAUUCUUUACCUGCUUAGUUACAGCUGCAGAAUAUAGAGAACAUUUAUUUUAUGCUGAUUUCAAUUUUUUUUUUUUACAUUAUCACAAUAUCAACUUCAUAAUUUGGGAAUUAUGUUAAUCCAGUAUGUAAAACUCAG
Haplochromis burtoni (Burton's mouthbrooder) is the source of this 607-nucleotide messenger RNA. Its product is annotated as C-C motif chemokine 4. Gene Ontology annotation, molecular function: CCR chemokine receptor binding; chemokine activity. The record is from RefSeq and is a predicted model, not a curated record. Gene Ontology annotation, biological process: positive regulation of ERK1 and ERK2 cascade; cellular response to tumor necrosis factor; cellular response to interleukin-1. The transcript is spliced from 3 exons. The coding region runs from base 105 to 431 and encodes 108 amino acids. NCBI's taxonomy places the organism in Eukaryota, Metazoa, Chordata, Actinopteri, Cichliformes, Cichlidae. Gene Ontology annotation, cellular component: extracellular region.